AUGGCUCUCUUCGGAACCAAGGAGCUAUGGCUCAGCACGUCCUGUGCUCCCUCGCGGAGACCUGAGCGGCCUGAGCCGCUGGACGCAAAAUACACAACAACAACAACAACAACCAACACACCACAAGAUUCCUCCCAGAAGGAGUUCCUGGAAUUCCAGGCCUUGGCCGCAGAACAUGGUGCCACUGAGAUCCGCUGGAUCCCCGGCCACACCAACAUCCCAGGUAACGAGCAGGCAGACGCCUUAGCAAAGGCAGGAACCUCUCAACCCGAGCCUGCAGACGCUCUCCCGACGCUGGCAUAUCUGCGCAAGGUCGCUAGGCAGCGACCAAAAGACGCAUUCAAAGCCUGGUGGGAAGUUUCUGCACCCCAACAGUACAGGGUCCUCGACCUCGAUGCCACGACUGGCUGCCCGCCAGAACUUACCAUUCCACGACCUCUGCUCCACCAUCUGCUCGCAGCAAGAACCCACCACGGGGACUUCAUCUCGGAACCGGCCCUGUUUGGUCACGACAAUGCGCGACUGACGUGCUCGUGCGGAAGACGAAAAGAGCCAGCACACAUCUUUUACUGCAGAAAGGUUGCGCCACGGCAUCGUAUGCGGCUUGCACCUUGGCCGGCUGCAGCCAUCAACCGCGCAAUCGGCAAGGACUUUGACAAAUUCACGGUCAUCAUUCUCCUCUCUCACCCUACCUUUUCCUCUCAAUCCUUUCUGUUACCUGCUCCGAUCUCGGCGGCGUCAAGGUCUCGCGACCAUGCGAUCGCCGAGGUCAUCAAGGGCUGCAAGGCCCCAGAAGCAAAUUGGCUGAUCUGA
Hirsutella rhossiliensis is the source of this 813-nucleotide messenger RNA. RefSeq names its product RNase H domain-containing protein. The transcript has 4 exons. The record is from RefSeq and is a predicted model, not a curated record. Lineage: Eukaryota; Fungi; Ascomycota; Sordariomycetes; Hypocreales; Ophiocordycipitaceae. The coding region runs from base 1 to 813 and encodes 270 amino acids. Gene Ontology annotation, molecular function: RNA-DNA hybrid ribonuclease activity; nucleic acid binding.